UGAUCACCAGAUUUGGAUUGCAGUGUACUGUGUUGGAGGCCACGUAAUGGGUAAUUGCAUGCAACCCAAGGUACGACGAGAAACAUGCAAGAAAUUCAUAAAAGUCAUGGCAAUGGAUGGUAAAAUGCUAGAAUACAGGUCUCCUGUUGUGGGGGGAGAUCUGGUGAGAGAGAGUGAUUUUGAGGAGGAUUGUAUGGUUGUACACUCGAGGAAUGAUGGUCAUGCUCUUCCCCAAGAAAAUACACUCAAGGGUGGGGAACUUUAUUAUCUUGUUCCCUCACUCAUGGAAGCUCAUCACAGAGCUUUUUCAGCACAGAAAAAUGGUAUUUGCAGAGGCAAGAAAAGAGCAGGGGAUGUGGAGAAGAGUUUUACACUCAAGAUUGUAGUCUCAAGACAACAGCUGAAGAGUUUGCUUUUGGAUAGCUGUGUGAAGGAAAUCUUAGUGGAACAGCAUGCUAGGAAACUUACUCAACAACAAGAUUGUGUUUCAGGAAAAGCAUGGAGGCCAUGCUUGGACACAAUUGCAGAGGAAUAUUGA
Molecule: messenger RNA, 538 nt
Organism: Cryptomeria japonica (Japanese cedar)
Lineage: Eukaryota; Viridiplantae; Streptophyta; Pinopsida; Cupressales; Cupressaceae
Exons: 1
Coding region: 47-538 (163 amino acids)
Source: RefSeq, a predicted model, not a curated record